AUGUCUUACUACAGUGGAUCAGCAUACCAUCAGCCUGGUGUGAUUCCAGUUGGAGGAGUUCCAAUGGGAGGGGUAGUCCCCGUCGCACCACCUGGUUCGGCCUAUGGCACGCCCUACGCGGGAACUAUGCCAAUGGGGAGCUCUCUUAUGCUCGACACUUAUGGGAGCCAAUAUGGAAGUCCACGAUUCGAUGGCUACGCACCGAGUCUUGCCCGAUCCCACUCGCUACGCUCUGGCUCAGUCUUCGAAGACGACUAUUAUGGUCGGGAUCGAUAUUAUGACAGGGACUACGAAUAUGAUCGUGGAAGACGCUAUCACGACGAUGACUAUAUCUACGCGCGAAGCAGCUCACGCAGCUCACGAAGAGACUAUGAUUACCCCGAGUACGAAUACGACCGGGACUAUUACGACGAUCGCUACGGCUCACGAUACUAUGACGAUCGAUAUCGCUCGUCUCGUCGCUAUCCUUCAUCCUCGAGGUAUUACUCCUCCAGCUCGCGUUCAUCUGGACGCCGAAGAGAAGACAUGUCCAUCAUCACCAAACGCAAUGGCGAGGUCAAGGUCUUGCGUAACGGUGAAGAGCGCAUCGGAGACAGACUGCGACGGAUGGUUGGCAUGGACCCAAAGGGCGUCAACAUUGUCCGUCUCAAACCGGGCGAAUCGCUCGCCGCGAAUAUCAGGCGAUGA
Messenger RNA from Serendipita indica DSM 11827, 687 nucleotides. NCBI's taxonomy places the organism in Eukaryota, Fungi, Basidiomycota, Agaricomycetes, Sebacinales, Serendipitaceae. The record is from the annotation of a GenBank genome assembly.